GAACGUUUUAAAGUUGGAAGUAGGAGCUGGGUGGGAAGACGGCGUGACUGAAAAAUAGAUAUUUUAAAUAACAAGUAUUUCAAGCUUCCUGAGAGAGGUGCAGAAACUGGGAGGGGUAAAGAUCUCCCCUCCCGACCUGGUGGUCCUCUGGGGCUUGCAAGAUGCCUUCUGUAAUGGAAAAAUCAGGGAUCCUGUCCAGGAGCCGGUCUAAGUCCGCCACCAACGGCAACCAUCAGAACUCGGAAGAUGACAGCAGCGAAGAGGAACACUCCCACGACAGCAUGAUUCGUGUGGGAGCGGAUUACCAAGCUGUGAUCCCAGAGUGCAAACCAGAGAGCCCUGCUCGCUACAGCAGCAAGGAGUUGAAAGGGAUGCUCGUUUGGUCUCCAAACCACUGCGUCUCCGAUGCCAAAUUGGACAAAUACAUCGCCAUGGCCAAGGAGAAGCACGGCUACAACAUAGAACAGGCUCUGGGGAUGUUGCUGUGGCACAAACACGACGUGGAGAAGUCCCUGGCGGACUUGGCCAACUUCACGCCCUUCCCCGACGAGUGGACGGUGGAGGACAAGGUGCUGUUUGAGCAAGCCUUCAGCUUCCACGGCAAGAGUUUUGCUCGUAUCCAGCAGAUGCUUCCUGAUAAGCUGAUUCCCAGCCUGGUGAAGUAUUACUACUCCUGGAAGAAAACUAGGAGCAGGACCAGCGUGAUGGAUCGACAAGCCCGGAAGCUGCUCAGCAAGAAGGAAAAGGAUGACAGUAAUGAUGAACUGGAGGAAGGACGGCAGGCUAGUGAGGGUGAAUUUGAUGCCCUGGAUCCCAAGAAGGAGCCUAGUUAUCAGAAGCCCCUGAACAACAAGCCGGGGCCUGUGAAGGAGGUGCAGCUGUCCCAGUACCGGCAUCACCCGCUCCGCGCCCGCCGGCGCCCUCCCAAGGGCAUGUACCUGAGCCAGGAGGAUAUCACCGGCCUGUCCGCCAGCCCGGACAUCGCUUGCCUCACGUUGCGCCACCUGGACUCUCAGCUGGUUUCCCUCAAGCGGCAGGUGCAAAGCAUCAAGCAGAUCAACAGCAGCAUGAAGCAGGCGCUGGAAGGCGGGAUAGACAAACUGCGGCCGCCGGAGACAAACAUCAAGUUCAAUUCGCGCUGGACGACGGAUGAGCAGCUGCUGGCCGUGCAGGCCAUCCGGAAGUACGGCAAAGACUUCCAGGCCAUCGCGGAAGUGAUCAGCAACAAGACGGUGGCCCAGGUGAAGACCUUCUUCGUCAGCUACCGGCGUCGCUUCAACUUGGAGGAGGUGCUCCAGGAAUGGGAGGCUGAGCAGGAGGGCGUGGGCCCGGCCGCCCCGCCGGGCGGCUCCCCUUCCCGGGACCCCAAGAGCUCGGGGGCUUCGUUAGCGAGCAGCGAAGAAGAGGACGAGGUGCAGAUCACGGCCGUGUCACGGUCCUCGCAGGAGCAGCAGCAGCAGCAGCCACCGGCGCCCCCCGUCCCCCCUCCGCUGCCCCUCCCUGCUUCCCCGCGGCCCCCCCCAGCCGCGCUCUCCCAGCCGCCCCCGUUGCUGAGGCCCACGCUGCCCACGGCGCCCACCCUGCACCGCCAACCCCCGCCCCUGCAGCAGGGGCGCUUCCUGCAGCCCAGACUGUCGCUCAACCAGCCGCCGCCCCCGCUCAUCCGGCCGGCCGCCUCGCGGCAGGCGCCCCGCGGGGGCCAGCACCCGCCCUCGCUGCUGAGCGGGACCGGGGAGCCCCCUCCGCCCUCCUCCAGUUCCCUCUGAGGAGGGGGGGGCGGCGGCCGCCGACUUCCUUAGCGAUCCGUGAGCCUUGUUACGCGCCAGUUGCAGCUGGGAUUGGUACGACCCGAUCCGCUUCACCACCCAGCACAGCGAAGCGGGUUUGCUGUGGUGGUGCUGGAAAGUGGGGGAAGGAGGGAGAGAAAGGGACCUUGUUCUCCCACGGUCAUCUGACCCGGUUCAGGUAACAUCCGGAAGG
Messenger RNA from Elgaria multicarinata webbii, 1980 nucleotides. It is a transcript of the gene RCOR2, whose product is annotated as REST corepressor 2. Gene Ontology annotation, cellular component: histone deacetylase complex; transcription regulator complex. The record is from RefSeq and is a predicted model, not a curated record. The transcript has 12 exons. Gene Ontology annotation, molecular function: transcription corepressor activity. Gene Ontology annotation, biological process: negative regulation of DNA-templated transcription; regulation of transcription by RNA polymerase II. Bases 162 to 1766 code for a protein of 534 amino acids. Lineage: Eukaryota; Metazoa; Chordata; Lepidosauria; Squamata; Anguidae.